UUGAAUCAGACUAAACUACGCUCUGAAGAAUAUAUUCAUUUGCGAGAUGCAGUUGUGAAUGAUGGUAAUACAACCAACGUUGGAAAGCUAACUAUUUUGCCAUCUUCAUUCAUUGGCAGUCCACGUCACAUGCAAGAAUAUGCUCAAGAUGCAAUGUCAUAUGUUCGUCAUUAUGGGCGUCCAGAUUUAUUUAUCACUUUCACUUGCAAUCCAGUUUGGGACAAGAUACAGCAGCUGUAAUUUCCUGGGCAAUCACACGUGGAUAGGCAUGACAUUAUAGCACAUGUUUUCCGGCAAAAGCUUAAAUCGCUGAUGGAUUUCAUUGUGAAACUUGAAGUAUUUGGAUCUGUGCGCUGCUGGAUGUAUUCAGUGGAAUGGCAGAAGAGAGGAUUACCACAUGCACAUAUACUAAUCUGGCUCUACAAUAAAAUAACUUCAGACGAAAUUGAUGACGUGAUAUGCGCUGAGAUUCCACGGGCUGACAGUGAUAAGGAUUUGCAUGCAGUGAUCAUCAAAAACAUGAUACAUGGACCAUGUGGUACACUAAAUCCAAAUUCACCAUGCAUGGUAGAUGGGAAAUGCUCUAAGCAAUAUCCUCGAGCAUUUACAGCAAACACAGUAACAGGCGACGAUGGAUAUCCUCGGUAUAGAAGACGAUCAACUGAAGAUGGUGGAAAUUCGGCAACUAUACACAUGCGAAAUGGUGAUAUUGAUGUAGACAACCGUUGGGUGGUUCCAUAUUCUCCUUUACUGUCAAAAACAUACCAAGCCCACAUAAACGUAGAAUAUUGCAAUUCUGUGAAAUCGAUUAAAUAUAUCUGUAAAUAUGUAAAUAAAGGCAGCGAUAUGGCAGUUUUUAGUGUGCAAUCUGAUAAGUGGAAUGUAACUAGAAAAGUAUUUGUACGGCGCAAACGAGGGGAGCCAGUCAACGGUCACCCUGGCAUUUUCAAAGAAAAUACAAUUGGUAGACUUUAUACAGUGCAUCCCAAUCAAGAUGAAUGUUUUUACCUUCGCAUGCUAUUGGUAAAUGUGCCUGGUCCUACAUCUUUCCAGCAAUUAAAAAUAGUUGACGGCGUCACACAUGCCACUUUUCGCGCUACGUGUCAAGCUCUGAAUUUAUUAGAAAAUGACCAACAGUGGAACAUAUGAAUCAAUGAUGCGUGCAACACUGCACAUCCAAACCAAAUUCGCGCAUUAUUUG
Messenger RNA from Nilaparvata lugens (brown planthopper), 1201 nucleotides. RefSeq lists its product as uncharacterized. NCBI's taxonomy places the organism in Eukaryota, Metazoa, Arthropoda, Insecta, Hemiptera, Delphacidae. The transcript has 2 exons. The record is from RefSeq and is a predicted model, not a curated record. The coding region runs from base 313 to 1149 and encodes 278 amino acids.